CAGCGUAGCCAUCUUGCACCGCGUCUCGACCGUGUCUAAAUCUCAAAAAAGGACGGUUUCUCUUUUUGUGAAACAUACUGAUAACUCACUAAAAGUCUCAACCGGCAUUUCUCACUUAGGGGCUAAAGCAGCCGUGCAAACAAGCCGUCUGGGAUUCGGUAUUUGACGAAAACACUCGGAAACCGCCGCUGUGUUUACUGCUAGAAACGAAUCCUCUGGAAUGACAGUUGAAGCCAUUAGGACCGCCUUAUAGGCCGCGGAACAGCCAAUCACAGCUCAGCUAAGUGCCUCCAACAAGACGCCGAGUUGUUCAGCGCAUGCGCACGUCAACUGGAAGGAACACGCUGGCAGGAGAGAUGAAUAGAUGCGCCAAAGCCUAGCUCCAUCACUUUCUUCAUUGUUUCUGAUCCGAACAAGUUGGAAGUGCAUGGAGUGUCAACAUAACAACGUCCCUAUGGUUAGUCGGCGGACUUUGCCACGGGACACGAGGCUGACAAAACAGUCAUUAUCAGUGUUUGUGUGAUUUAUCAUCUUCACUCGUCAAGAGGAAGUGGGCUUAUACUCUGCGCAGACAUUCAAUGACCAACUAUGAACUGUCACAGUUCAGGAAGUGCUGUGCCUCCCGUGGGAACGACAGUGGCGGGUUGUAACAACAGCUGUCCCGUGACAUCUGUCAGUAGUAGCGUGUUGUCCAAGGGGUCGAGCACUGCCAUCGUGCCUCCCUCGUCAAACUCUGUCAUCCAAACGCCCCUCCCCAACUCGCUAGGUGUCAUCACCUCAGGUCCGACUGUGACCCCGACAUCAGGAGCUACCGUGACCCUCGUCAGACCUCCUAUGCAAACCGUGCAGUUAGGUCCAACUUUGAACGGGAAUAAUGAUGGGAUUCGGACGGUUGCGCCCACGGUUAAGGUGGAGCCAACCGCCACUAACCUUCAAGUUCCAGCGCAGCAGCCUGUCACGUCUGACGCUGCAAGUGCCCCACGUGCUGCCGGUCCAGGUGGGGUCCAAACACUGACGCAACAGAUGUUGUCACCUAGGCUCCCUCUUACAUCUACCGGGCAGCCCAGUUUGCAUAACAUCCAGCUUCCCCCUGGAAUGGUGCUUGUACGCAGUGAGGCUGGACAGCUCCUGAUGAUUCAUCAGCAGGCACUGGCCCAGAUGCAGGCGCAGGCUUUAGGUGGCAUGGCACCCCGAACUGCUACGCCUAACAUGCCUCCAGGCCAGGUUCCUCUAAACACUAUCAUCAGCAGACAAGCAUCUCCGAGCACCAUUAUCCGACAGGGCUGUCCAACUCCAACAUCGUUGCCUUCCACUACUACUCUUCAUAGACCACCUGUCCUUCAUAGUUCAGUGGGGACGGCCAUACAGGGAAUGGCCCAGAGAAGCCAAACAGCUGGGACCACAGUUACUAUGAGUAAAGAGACAAUGGAGAAUGUGAACAAAUGCAGGAACUUCUUGUCGACACUGAUCAAGCUGACCUGUACUGGCAAGCGAUUAAGUGAGGCUGCCAGUGUGAAACAGCUGGUGAAAGACUUAUUGGAGAGUAAACUGGAGGCUGAAGAAUUCACCAGCAGACUAUAUAAAGAGCUUAACUCUUCACCCCAACCAUAUUUAGUGCCUUUCCUCGAGAAAAAUCUUCCCGCCUUGAGGCAACUUACACCAGACUCGGCAGCCUUCAUUCAGCAGAGUCAGCUUUCCCAGCCAGCCCCUGGCUCUGUCUUGUCCACCUCACCAAGUCCUACUACAGUUGUCCUUAGUAGCCCUGCACCUCGCCUUGCCGCUCAACUCAACAGACCCCAGCUUCAGCCAAAUGUUAGCAAACCUGGACAGACGCCGUCAAUUCAGAGAGCAAUGCUGAGACCUCAGGUACCCUUAGCCAUGUCCCCUAUGGUGAAUAUCAGGAAUCAGGUCCCUGGUCGCAUCGUUUUGGGACAGCCGCAGGUCCAUCUUAAAGAGCUGCAACCAUUUCCUGCGAAGUCGGUGGCGACUACCAUUUCUAGACAAAGCUCAGCUGCAGUUGUGACUACAAUGCAAAAUAAUAGGCUGAAAGAAGCAGCUGGUACUUUCAAAGAUGACGAUGACAUCAAUGAUGUAGCCUCCAUGGCUGGAGUUAACCUAUCUGAGGAAAGUGCCAACAUCCUUGCAACUGGAUCAGGACUUGUAGGAGCAGUGACACAUUCCUGUAAGGAUGAGGCUUUUCUUUCCUACGUCAUGUUACAGAGGAGAAUGCUGGAGAUUGCCCGCAGACUUGGAGUGACAGACCUCGGUCCAGAGGUAAUAAAUUUAGUCUCACAUGCUACUCAGCAGCGACUACGUGAUCUACUGGAAAGAGUUUCCCUAGUGGCCCAGCAGAAAAAUGGCAAUUUCAAGGAGGAAGAAAACUAUGAACAGAGCAGUGAUGUUCGUUCUCAGCUCAAGUUCUUUGAGCAGCUGGAUCAGUUAGAGAAACAGCGGAAGGAGGAACAAGAGAGAGAGAUUCUCUUAAAAGCAGCUAAGUCUCGAGCUCGUCAAGAGGACCCCGAGCAGCUACGUCUGAAACAGAAAGCUAAGGAGAUGCAGCAGCAGGAGCUGGCACAGAUGAGACAGAGGGAAGCCAAUUUGACUGCCCUUGCCGCCAUUGGCCCUAGAAAAAAGAGGAAGAUUCCUGAAGCGCCUUCUUCCACAGCUGUAACAGAGGGAUCGGGCUCCAUUAUUUCAGGGGGUGUUGGUUCAACGGGCUGCAGGCCCACACGGCAGCGCAUCACACGUGUCAAUCUCAGGGAUUUGCUCUUCUGUUUGGAGAACGAGAGAUUUACCAGUAGCUCCAAUUUUCUCUACAAAGGCUUUCUCAAAUAGACUUGAUAUCAACAAAGAGAGGAGCCAGAAUGGAGUGUGCGGAGAGACCGAUCCCUCCCAGCACACCGAGGGCAUACAAGGCUCCCGAGCAGACUAUUUGAAACUGGGGUUCUUCACUUUGGCAGAUAAAGGACCUGCAACAGUUAAGUAUAUACUGUAAAGAUAUAUUAAAUCACCUUUCUACCUCCCCUUUAAAGGCUUAUUUACUUCCUGAACAGCAAUGGACUCUCUGCACCUUCGCUCUGAAAAAUCAGAUUUAUCAAUGAAUGUUAAUAAUUUUAUUGAUUUCAAAUUAUGCUAUGAUGCACUCACUCGUUUUGUUUAGUUUUUUUUUUGUUCCUUGUUGGUAAAUGGAUUACAAUUUAAAGCACUGAAAACAACCAUUUUCGUUUUAACUCCACACAUUUAUAUUAAAUCAUAAACUUACUUGUUUUUAAGUGAAUUAACAAAUUUACAGUCACACUGUGUGUCCUACUGAAUUGCCUUCUUAACUAUAAGCCAUAGCAUACUCUGCUGUAAAUCGUAAAUAUCUAGCUCCUUUUUAGACUAGAUUUUGAUUCAUAUUUAUUUACCAAAUUAAAUAAUUGUUUAAUUUAUUUGAUGCAUUGUACCUUAAAUGUAUACGUUAUUUUUUUUUAACUCAUGGUGUGUAGAUUUGUGUGUGUGUGUGUGUGUGUGAAGUGUGCUUCUGUUCGAAUAACAAUUUUCUUGAUUUAUAUAACUCAAGUUGAAGGCAAUUGAUUUGUUUUUAAAGUUCCCCAGCGCUGUUCUACUCAUUCUCAUAGCUACUGCAGUUAAUUCUAUCUAAAUAUAUUUUUUUGCUCGAAGCCCUUUUAGUAUCUAUGGUUGGGGGGUGGGGUGUAUAUUUGUAAAUGUUUCAUCUUUUACAUGUUUUAUAGAAUUUAUCCAUAUAAUAAAAUGUUUCCACAAAUGAACAUUUUUAAUAAAU
Messenger RNA from Corythoichthys intestinalis (scribbled pipefish), 3784 nucleotides. It is a transcript of the gene taf4, whose product is annotated as TAF4A RNA polymerase II, TATA box binding protein (TBP)-associated factor. The transcript is spliced from 16 exons. The coding region runs from base 589 to 2835 and encodes 748 amino acids. Gene Ontology annotation, biological process: transcription initiation at RNA polymerase II promoter; DNA-templated transcription. Gene Ontology annotation, molecular function: protein heterodimerization activity; RNA polymerase II general transcription initiation factor activity; DNA binding. Gene Ontology annotation, cellular component: transcription factor TFIID complex. NCBI's taxonomy places the organism in Eukaryota, Metazoa, Chordata, Actinopteri, Syngnathiformes, Syngnathidae. The record is from RefSeq and is a predicted model, not a curated record.